GUUACUCGGCGGAUGUGCUGCUUCUGCCUGAUCUCCUCCUUGACCAGCCGAAGCAACUGACAGGCCUGCAUUGACUUCCUGGCAGAUCACUGCAACUUUGUUGCUCGAGGAGCAACUUAAGGUCAUUUCUUAUCAUAAAUACUCGCAUCAGAUGCACAUAUAUCCGUCAGCCCUAACCUAAUGACCCAGCAAGAGCAGCAUGAGUUCAGGGAAUGUUUGGCGGAAGCUCUUUCCUGGAUGCAGGCCGUCCAGGAGAGGCUUAAGCAAAACGAUAACACCCAAGGACCAAGAUCAGCACUGGAGGUCAGGCUCCAUGAAACAGAGAAAAUUCAUUGCUCAGAGCCUGAAGGCCAUGUAAAGAUGGACAGGGUGUUGGUGGCUUCUGAAGCUCUGCUUCGAAAUGGAGAUGAAGAGAUGAAGAAUCAGACUCUUUCGAAACUCAAAGAUAUAAAAGCACUCUGGGAGGAGACGUCAACGUACAUCAUUCAUUGUCACAGUCGUAUCGAGUGGGUGUGGCUGCACUGGAGUGAAUACCUGAAGGCCCAUGAGGAGUUUGGGAUGUGGUUGGAGAAGAUGCACAGGUCUCUGGAGCCCCUGCUUGAGAUGCAACUGGGUCUCCAAGAAAAGCUGUGGCAGGUGGAUCAUCUGCGGGUCCUUCACAGUGACAUUCAAGCCCAGGCUCAGUUUAAGGAGAGGCUUCUGGAUGAGGCUGCAGCCUUGUUCAACCGCAUCGAAGACUCUAGCGUAGAUGAGAAGGCCCAGCAGGGUCUUCAAGAUGCCUAUUACCACAUUCGAGACCGAGCACAGGAAAGAUUAACAUUGGCACAGAAAAUAGCAGAGGAGCACCAGCAGUACCAAAGUUGCAUUGAUAAAUUUCAAACCUGGCUGAUGUCUAAAACAGAAGAAGUCAUCCGUUUCAGCGACAUGGAGGAUACGACGCAAAAUAGGCUGAAAGCCCUGCAGGAACUGGACGCUAGUAUAGCCAAAGAAGAGCUCACUCUCCAGCACAUUGAAAACCUGUCUGAAGCUGUGAAGGCCAACACGUCUCCAGCAGGUGCAGAGAAGAUCACAAAAGAGAGAGAGUUGAGGCAGGCCUGGCAGAGGUUACGCCAAGCACUGCUGGAGAAUCAGGAAGAGCUCCAGAGCUCACUGGAUUCUGAGAGCGAGUAUUCAAACCGUUGUAAGGAGCUGUGGACGGACCUGGAGCAGCUUCGAACCUUGGUCCAGAACCUUAGCAGUGAUCUGGAAAGCAGGGAUGGAGAGAGGACUGAGGAAAACAUGGUAGCUCAAUGGAAGACGCACACGGGAGUGCGCAACAAGCUCAUUGCAGAGGAGCCCAGGGUGGAAGAGCUGAAAUCCCGGUUGAAAGAGCUAUUCCGAUUCCCACAAGACUCCAAAAGCCUGUCUGAUGAGAUGCUAGCAGUGGUGAAAGAGUACCAGAGUGUGAAAGGCAGAUCUUUCAGGCUGUCCUCAGAGAGCGAGAUGGCUCUCCGGCAGAUACUGCAGGAUCCUCUGUAUGACUUCAGCCAAUGGAGUCAGGUGGUUUCUCAGGUCCUGGAGGCCUCUGCCGAGGUGACUGAUUUCUCCCAAAUUGCACUGCUCGUGCAGCAUAUAGAGAAGUUACUUAAAAACAGCGUGCAGCUCCAGGAACGCUUGAGUUUGCUCCAGGUGAAGAGUGAUCUGCUCAGCUCAGUUUUUGGCCAAGAGAAAGCUGACGAUCUGUUGGAAGAGCUCAGCGGGGAUGUGAGGAAGAGAGAGUUACUCCACAGCCAGCUCCUGCAGCGCAAGAACCGCCUGCAGGGUUUGAUAUCAAAGACGAAGGACUUUUCAGAUGCCUAUGACUCCAUACACAAAAAACUAACCUCUAUAAAGGAGCGGUUCAUCACGACGGAUGGACUUCAACCUGACAUUCUCGCCAAGAAGACCCAGGCCGACCAACUCCGGGUCAUUAGAAAGGACUUGGAAGAUUGUGAGGCUCAGAUCAUAGCUCUCGAGACGCUGGUGUCAUCCAACCCUGCAAACAGGACAAAGUUUGAACGUCUGUAUGCGGAAUGGAAAUUGCUUUAUAAGGCGGUUCGGAUAAAGGUGAAUGAAAGUGAGGAGAACAUUGCAGAACAUGAGAGUUUCCAUGAAAAUAUUCUGAAUAUGGAGAAGUGGUUAAUGAUCAUGAGACAGAAGCUAGAGUCGUUUCGUGGAUCAGAUGGGGAAUGGAGCAUAAACAACCGCCAGCAUGAGGCUGAGAGGGCGUUAGGAGAAUUUCCAGAGAAGGAGCUUCAGCUUCAUCAUACGGAGGCUCAGGGUCAGACUGUGCUGGCCAGAACCUCUGAUGAAGGCAAAGUUCACAUCCAGCAAGACCUUAAACGCCUCAGAGAGACCUGGAUGUCCCUCCACACGCUUAGUCUCAAUCUUUACAGGCUUCUGAAUGAACAUGCAGCCACAGGCGAUCAAGAUUCCCUAUUACAGAGAACCGAGUUCUUGGACAGAUGGGUUGAAGGGCAUCAGCAGGGAGCGGCUUCAAACUUUGAAGUGGGACAUGCCAAAGGAGAUGAAGGAACGGACCAGCAUCAGAGAUCCUACCAUGGAUCAGAAUCAACAGGCCAGCAAGAACUGGAGAGGAACAUGGAAGCAAAUCCGGAUAGAAUUCGAAUUGUGCUACCUGAGGGCAUCUCAAGACCAGAAGGUUCAGAGGUCUGGAGAAGAGAGUGGACUUACCAAGACCAGUCCAUGGAUGAUGAGGUGGAUGCAGUCAUAUCUGGAAGUGACCGUAAGGUGAACAGGAAGCGGACUGGGAUGGAUGAAGGUGACAUGAUCAGCAGUGGUGGUUGGACUGGGGAGUGGGUCGAACAACACAAAGCUGGUUCUGGGAUUGAAGACCUGGAUAUAAAAGGUAGAUACAGCUUUUUAAGUGGGAUUGACUCUGAUGCACAGAAAAGGAUGCAGCCGUCACAGAUCCCCCCUGAUGACAUUCAGAUGGGCUCUCAGGGGCCCCAGCAUCAUGCUGAUAUGGAGGCUCAGAGGAGGGAGUUUGAAGCGUGGCUUCACAAGGAAAAUGGCAAACUCACAGGAAUUCUGAACAACCAAAGAUCCUUGAGCGCUAAAGAACUGAGGAUAAGACAGAAUACACUCAAGGGUUUACAUGCCAAUGUAGCAUGGGGUCAGCGUCAGUUCCAGAAGUUGAUGGUCAGUCGGCAGAGUAAGUCAGCAGAGGAGGACAUGGAACUAGAAGAGCUGCGUUACCGCUGGAUGUUAUACAAAUCCAAACUUAAAGAGGCUGGUGACCUCAAAGGUCUGCUGAAAAACAAGGGUGUCAGUGGACAAGGACAGGAGCAUGUCCGAUCUGGAAAGGCGAGCAGUGGUCUCAGCUUCCUGUACCGUGUAUGUCGCGUGGCUCUUCCUCUCCAGCUCCUGUUGUUGGCCCUGCUGCUGCUGGCCUUCCUGCUGCCCAUGAUGGACGAGGGCGCCAGCUGUUCACUGUCCAACAACUUCGCCCGCUCCUUCAACAUCAUGCUACGCUACGACGGACCUCCACCUACUUAAGCGUCGACAGUCAAAAGCAGCUUUAAAAAAAAAAAAAAUGGCAAUCUGUGCUUGUUUAUAUAACAAAUACUUAUAUUUUUUAUCAUUGUUCCAUUUAUGUUAUAUUGUUGGUUCUCAGCUGGUCUCGCUCCACCGUACACCCACCGGUGGACCCAGCAGAUCAGAAAGCUCUGUUUCUGUGAGUGUGUGUGAGAGAGAGUGAAAGUGUGAGUGGGUGGACGGCAUAGACGCUCACAACCUGCUCGACAUGAUUCAAGCUGUUCAUUUCUCUACAGGCAUUUGGAGAAACCAGUGCCGCUUUUACAAUGAGCAAAACUCCCUUAAAGACAUCUACUCAGGAUCCAUCGCAAAUCCUUCAUGUUUUUAUGUUCGUUCUGUUUGUAGCUAGUUACUAAAUGCUUAAACGGAUAGUUCACCCAAAAAAGCUGUUCUGCCAUCAUUUACUCACCCUCAUGUCUUUCCAAACAUGUUUGAUUCACUUUCAAAUGUGUAACACAACUUUUUUUUUGUCUACACAAUGAAAGUCAGUGGAGUCCACUGUUGUUUUGAACGCCACUGGCAUUCAUUGUAUGAAUAAAAACAACUAAAAUAUCUCAAUUAAAGACAUGGGGGAUGACAGAAUUUACAUUUUUGUGUGAGCUAUUCAUAUAAAUAAUUUUAAUACUGUGGUAUGUCUUAUAAUUAAACAGAAUUGUGCAUGUUUUUAUUCAUACCACUUGUUUAAAAUCUUUUGUUUGCUGUUUUACUCGGGCCACUCCAAAACUAAACUGUGUUUGAUAAUAGGAUAUAACUUAUCACUGUGUUGCGGGUAUUGAUUCUGAUGUCACAGAUUUCAAAACUAAGCUCAGUUUGAAAUGUUCUUGAUAUUUUGGUGAAUUUUAGAAGAGGAAAUUGUCAAAAUCAACAGACAUUCAUGUAUCACUCCAUAGCAAAGGUACUAUGCACAUGCGUUUAUAGAAUGGAUGGUUUUCUUUCAACGGUUUUUGGAAGUCGUGAUUGCAGAAUCACAUUUGAGCUUUAAGACUGAGUUUUGGCAUUGGUUUGCCUCUGAUUGUUGUUAUAGGUUAUUGUAAGUGUGUUUUGCAGGCAUAGAUUAUGGAGUAAAAAUAGCCCUGUUUGGGGAGAAUGUCCUUUUUUGAACAGAAUGUUGGAGCUCUGUGACCUUCUUAGUCUGUUUUUCUUUUCUUUCCUUUUUUUGCAAGCAGUGUCUGAGCUGGGAUUUCUAAGGGCCCAAAACCAUCAGAGGUUGAGUUCAGUUAUUCUUUCAGGACUGCUUCUUUAAGGUCAUGGUUUGAUGAAAGGAAUGCCUUGAUUUAUUAUUUUGUCCAGAACAAAGACUUCUCUGACAAACGCUCUGUCUUUCAGAGCUGGCAGAAGUCAAAAUCCUCUUUAAAACGCAUACUGGAGCUUUGUUUGCAGUGUUAGACAUGUUAUUUAGAGGCUAAUUGCAUGGCUUUACAGCUUUGAGUAGUAUUACACAUAAACACACCGCACUGAACUGCUUUUAUCCUGUAGCAAAAUGCCCUUUUAAAAUCGUAUUCAGACCUCUCUACAUAUCUCUCCUAUGUUAAAACUAAUUUCCAUUAAUAUGUGAUGCACUAUCUAAUGUUAAAUGCAUUAAUAAUAGUGCAUGGUAAGAAAGAGACUUAACAGAAAAUAUGCUGCAUUUUCUAAAAGAAACUGUAAUGUUGAAGCUCGGCAUAUCAGUUUAUUGCACUGCUUUUAUUGUUUGUAUUUAAAGGAAUAGUCACCCAAAAAUGAAAACUUGCCAUAAAUGUACUCAUCCUCAGACCUUACAAGAUGUAGGUGAGUUUGUUUCUUCAUCUGAACAGAUUUGGAGAAAUUUAGCAUUACAUCAUUUGCUCACCAAUGGAUCCUCUGCAGUGAAUGGGUGCCGUCAGAAUGAGAGUUCAAACAGCUGAUAAAAACAUCGCAAUAAUCCACAAGUAAUAAAUAUGACUCCAGUCCAUCAAUUAAUGUCUUGUGGAUCAAAAAACUGUUUAUAAUGAACAAAUCCAUCAUUUUCAAACUGACUUGCUACUGGCAAUAUGAGUCCUCUAUCCAUAAUACUGGUUUGUCCAGUAGUACAAAACAAAACAAAUUGGUGGAUUUUGAUGUGAGUGGACACCAGGACUAAUUAUUAUUAUGGAUUAUGGACUAGUAUUUUAUCCAGAAGUGAUGAUUUAAAGUUAAAACGGCUUAAUAAUGGAUUUGUUUGUUACAAAUACACAACCUUUCACUUUACAAGACAUUAACUGAUGGACUGGAUUACUUGUGGAUUAUUGUGAUGUUUUUAUCAGCUGUUUAGACUCUCAUUCUGACGGCACCCAUUCACUGUAGAGGAUCUAUUAGUGAGCAAGUGAUGUAAUGCUAAAUUUCUCCAAAUUGGACUUGAUGAAGAAACAAACUCGUCUACAUCUUCGGAUGACCAUAGGGAGAGUACAUUUUCAGCAAAUUUUAAUUUUUAGGUGGACUAUUCCUUUAAUCUCGAUUUAUGUCAAUGUAAACCCUUUAAUGAUCCAUACUUGUUUCAUCAGUAAUACUGUAUGUUCCAUUAGGCUGCAAAUGCUAGACUGUACAAAAUUCUGUUAAACGGUUCAGCUGUGUUACAAGAUCACUGUAUAAUGUAUACUAAUAUAGCUAGUUUACAGCACUGUGUGCAUGGGAGAGUUUUCUCAUUGGAGAUAUUUAAUUCAGGAAGAAAGUACUGGAAAUUAUUUUCAAAGACAGCUAACAAAAUCAAAUGAAAGCAAAGCAUGUCGAGAUUAUCGACUUGAAAUGCAUGAAGGGUUGUAAGACAAUGUAUUAACAAAAAAGGUUAAACAUUUAUUUUAUUACCGUAUUUUGGAUGAAACUCUUAUGAUGUAUGUUUAAACUGAUUAAUAUAUAUAUACGGUAUGAAGCAUAUAACCAGUAUUUUUGUAUUUUACUCCAGGCAAUAAACAUGCAGUGCAUUUUCA
Molecule: messenger RNA, 6497 nt
Organism: Onychostoma macrolepis
Lineage: Eukaryota; Metazoa; Chordata; Actinopteri; Cypriniformes; Cyprinidae
Gene: syne3
Product: spectrin repeat containing, nuclear envelope family member 3
Biological process (GO): nuclear migration
Cellular component (GO): nuclear outer membrane; cytoplasm; meiotic nuclear membrane microtubule tethering complex
Molecular function (GO): actin filament binding
Source: RefSeq, a predicted model, not a curated record